Molecule: messenger RNA, 186 nt
Organism: Aspergillus niger
Lineage: Eukaryota; Fungi; Ascomycota; Eurotiomycetes; Eurotiales; Aspergillaceae
Exons: 4
Coding region: 1-186 (61 amino acids)
Biological process (GO): mitochondrial electron transport, cytochrome c to oxygen
Source: RefSeq, a predicted model, not a curated record
AUGGCCUCCGUUGCUCCCAUCACCGGCAUGCUCCGCCGCACCCUGGUCCUUGACCUGAGCACCGCUUUCGGUUUCGGUACCACUUUCGGCUACCUCUGGUGGUACGGCUUCCACCUCCCCCGCGUCCGUGCCCGUGACAACUACUACACCCGCCUUGAGGCCGAGCGCGCUGCUGCCCAGCAGUAA